AUAAGCAAGCAAGAAACAAAUGAGUCCCCGUAGGGGUAGCGAAAUAAAAAGAAUGUUGGCGGAUAGACAUCUACAAAACGCCAGUAGAAGCCCGACGAAAGGUUAGAAGCUGAGAUAAAGAAGACCAGCAUAAAACCGAUAAAGUAUCAGCACAGAAAAGAAAAAGCAAACAAAACGGAAGUCAUUUUCGGUUUUUGAAAAUGGAGACAUGAGGGUACGCAUCGACUAGACAAGACAAAGGCGGGAAUCCGAAUAGCUCACACGUUCACGGACGAAGAAUACAUCUAAGAAAAAAGAAACAACGCCCGAAAGACAACGAAGCAGGCCGAAAGUACAAUAAAUGGACGGCAAGAAGCGAAAGGAAAAAAAAAAGAAAUAUUGAAAAGGCGCGCGUGGCUCAGAGGCCGGAGGGCUUGACUCGAAAGGAGAGCGAGGGGUUCGGUUUGCGGGGAGCGAGAAAAGGAAGAAGGGGGAGAGGAGGUUUGGGGCGCUCUUCCCUGACAGCCGCCGCGCCCCCUUUCUUGUUCUCCCUCGGCGUCCCGUUCAGCCCGGUUCCCGAAUCAAUCGCGCUCCGGCCCCAGUAGCGGCGGCGAAGCCGGUCCCCCAAAAGCGCGGAGGGUGCAGCAGCAGGAGCAGCUCCUUUCCUCUCCCGGCGCAGCCCGCCACUUGCAGAGUGUCACUGGCGCCCCGUCCGGGCCCGUCCGCAGCGAGGGAGCGCAUGGCUCUCGCUCCGAUGACCGCGGCCGCUUCCACUUGCGCACUGUAAUGAUUGUACGGCUGCCAGCGCCACUGCUGCCUUCUCGACGUCGCAGUGUUAAGUGUGCCGCCGCUGUCGCGGCGGAAGCUGUGCUCUCGCCGGAGGGAUUGUUCCGUUCUCGUCUCGGUCCCGGCGUUCCCCGUGCGCGUCACCGCCGUUCGCGUGCCCGGCCGCUCUGGAGCACCUGCUCGCAGCGGCCACGAGCUUGAACCAUGGAUCCGUCGUCGCACGUGCUCGGUUUGCCGACGACGCUCUGCUGGCCGCGCCGGCUCUGCUGUCGCGGCCGCAAGGAUUGCGUCCCCGUACUCGGCAGCUGGCUUCUUAUCUGGCUGUCACUUGCCGCUCGUCCCGCUCGGAGCAGCCCACAGGGCCUGGGUCCCCGACUUCUGGAACCCCUGCUGUCGGAGCUGCGCUUCUCCAACACGACGGGUGCAUCGCUCAACUGUGCCGCCGCGGGUCAGCCUCCGCCGAGGGUCACGUGGUUGCGCGAGGGUGCCGAGGUGGAGCCACUGGAAGGACUGUUGAUCCUGCUUCCCAACGGCACGCUGCGAUUCCCACCGUUCGCAGCGUCGCAGUUUCGCCAGGAGGUGCACGGCACCACCUACCGGUGCAGAGCGGAAAACAUUUUCGGGGCCGUCCUAAGCACGGAAGUGCGCGUGCGAGCAGUCGUAGAGCAAUACUACGAAGUGCAAGUGUACGACGAAUUCACCAUCGCUGGAAACACGGCCGUUCUCCGAUGUCACGUACCAUCCUUCGUGCGGGACGACGUGGUCGUCGUCUCGUGGGAGCAGAAGAUUGCCGACAAGGCCAACGUCGUCACCAACGGUGGUCGCAUGAGCGUGUUUCCUAGCGGAGAGCUGCAAGUACGCCGAGUUCAACAGUCUGACGCUUCCACCGAGUUCCGCUGUCGUACCUGGCACCGGCUAACUGGAGAAACAAAGCUCAGCUCCUACGGCAGGCUCGUCGUGACAGAUCUGAAAGUGAACGUGCCUCCUCGGAUCACAAAUGUGCGAUCUUCUGUGGUGGCGAACGAAGGCGACUCCGUGGAACUACCUUGUGCAGCCCAAGGCUACCCUCCUCCCAAAUACCUGUGGGAGAGACUGACGACGGCCGACAACGCCAGCCCGCACCAUCCCGUCGUCGUGGGAAGCUCGAGGCACGAACCCUCCGAAGGGUCGCUGCUGAUCCGCAAGGUGGAAGCGCAAGAUGCCGGCAAAUACCUGUGCCUGGUCACCAACGCGGUGGGCGAGGAGCGGGCCACCAUCACGCUCGACGUGCGAUCUCCCGUGGAGGCACGUCUAGUGCCCGAGGUUCUGACCGCGCACGUGGGCCAGCCGGCAUCCCUGCGUUGCGUGGCGGCGGGCCAACCCACGCCCCUGGUGCGAUGGUACAAGGACGCGCGGGAGCUGCUCGACGACGGAGCGCGCGUUCGCCUGCUCGAUGACCGGCGCCUCGUGCAACUGACCCCAGUGGCCGCCCAGGAUGGGGGCAUAUACCAGUGCAUGGCCUACAACGUGCUUGCGCAGGCGCAGGCAUCGGCGCAGCUCAUUCUCGGAGACACCGCUCCAGUUCUACUGGAGUCGCCCAAGGACUCUAAAGUGAAGCCCGGUGAUUCCUUGCUCCUGAAGUGUGAAGCCACAGGUUCACCGGCUCCCAAGAUAACGUGGAACGUCGAUGGAAUUCCAGCUCGUCACAUGAAAUCUAGCAGGGUUGACAUCAGCGAGGCCUCUCACGGCGAGAACCACCUGGCGAGCUACGUGAACAUCUCCCGCAUCCGGACCGACGAGGCCGGUGUCUGGCGGUGCGUAGCCGUCAACUCGGCUGGCGCGGCAGAGGCGACGGCGCGCGUAGCCGUGCGGGGACCGCCCGCCGUGCGGCCCUUCGGAUCCAACCGCACCGCCGUGGCCACCGAGACGCUGGAGAUGCACUGUGCGCUGCUCACGUAUCCGCUCAGAUCGCUGCACUGGGAGAAAGACGGGCGUAAACUGCCCUUCCACCACCGCCAGAAGGUGUUUGCCAACGGCACCCUGCUGGUUCUGGACACCACUGUCCAGGACGCAGGAAAGUACACCUGCGUGGCGGCCAACGAGGAAGGCCAGACAGCCAGCGCUAGCCUGCACGUCGCCGUGAAAGUGCCCCCGCUGAUCGAGCGCUUCGCCUUCGACGAGAACCUGCACGAGGGCAUGCGCACUCGUGUCUACUGCAACAUCGCCCACGGUGACCCGCCCGUGCGCAUCACCUGGCUCCGCGACGGGCAGCCCAUCAAGUCCGGCCCCGGCCAGGAGGUGCGCGUGCUCGACCCCUUCUCGGUGGCGCUGGCCAUCGACAGCCUGAGCCCGAGCCACGACGGUAGCUACACGUGCGUGGCCUCCAACGCGGCGGCCACGGUCAACUACACGGCGCCGCUCAGGGUGCAUGUUCCCCCGCAUUGGAUCAAAGAGCCGGCGGAAACGUCAGCCGUGGAAGGCCACAGCGCGAGCAUGGACUGCGUCGCCGAUGGCCACCCAACACCAAGGGUCACCUGGCACAGAGGAGUUGAGCCAAGCGCCACGGAAUAUCGACAGAUUCUCAGCGGCCCCGACUACCAAGUUUUCGAGAAUGGCACACUACGCGUGGCGCAGGUGCGGGUCUCGGACCGCGGUUCGUACCUGUGCCAAGCCAGCAACGGCGUCGGCACAGGACUCAGCACCGUCAUCACGCUCAACGUCCAUGUGCCAGCGCGCUUCGACGAGUCGUACCGGAACCAGACCGUGCAGCGGGGUCACAGCGUUGGCCUCGAGUGCAGAGCCUCCGGCGACGCGCCCAUCACCAUCAGCUGGAGCCGCAACGGGCGCCGACUGGACACUCACAAAUUGAGAGGCUCGCGCGUGAAGAACAAGUCUCUGCCGGACGGGCUUCUGUCCACCCUGUCGCUGCCCGGAGCACAGCGGGAGCACUCGGGAAUAUACGUGUGUGAAGUGGCCAACAACUACGGGCAGGACGAGACGCACAUCCGGCUCAUCGUGCAAGAACCUCCAGAAGCGCCUCCCGGUUUCAACGUGACCAGUGUCAACAGUCGAUCGGCGAGCCUGACAUGGGGAGAGCCAUACAACGGGAACAGCCCCAUUCUUUCCUAUCUCAUCCAGUACAAGAACGCCUCUGCGAGCUGGUCGGCGGACGCGGGCUCACGGGUCCGCAACGUGAGCGCGGGCCGUGACCAGACCUCGUGGACCGUGCGCAGCCUGCAGCCAUCCACCGCCUAUCACCUGAGGUCGGCCGCGGUCAACGCUCUUGGCGUGGGGCCUUUCACCGAGCCGCCCCUGCUGAUCACCACCGACGAAGAAGUGCCUGGAGGUCCACCAACACAUGUUUCCGUCCAGACGUUAGGUCCACAGUCCCUUAAGGUCACCUGGAAGCCGCCGGUGCCCGAGCUUCGUCACGGCCGCAUCAGGGGCUACUACGUCGGCUACAAGCUGCACAACUCCAGCGACCUGCACCUGUACAAGACGGUCGAGAGCAGGACGGAGGAGGGCGACGACCCGGAGGCGGCCGGCGAGUGCGUGCUCAGCAACCUGCGAAAGUUCACCAAGUACAGCGUCCUGGUGCAGGCGUACAACGCCGUCGGCGCCGGACCGCGCUCCGACGAGGUCAUCGUCUACACCGCGGAAGACGUGCCUCAGGUGGCCCCGUCGGGUGUCCACUGCUCGGCCAGUUCGGCGACGAGCCUGCGCGUCUCGUGGGCACUGUUGCACGAGAAAAGUUUGGACGGCCUCCACAAGGGUUACCGCGUCCUCUACAAGCUGAUCGACCAUAGCUUUUAUGCCUCGGAAGAAGUCGAGACGGCGUCGUCCCAGGCGCCCUCCUGGACCGAGCGCGACGUGCCCCCCGACGCCACGUCGGCCGUGCUGGCCGGCGUGGAGCCCUUCCGCAACUACAGCGUACGCGUGGCCGCCCGCACUGGCGCGGGCACGGGAGCAUUCAGCGAGCCCGUGCACUGCAGCACACCGGAGGACGUGCCCGAGGCACCUGCGGACAUCAAGGCACUGGUGCUGGCGCCAGACGCCAUCCUGAUCAGCUGGCUUCCACCACCCAAGGCAAAGGGCGUGCUCCAGCGGUACACCGUGUACAGCCGGGUGCAUGCCCACGCGCCUAACCAGCAGGCGUCGGGCGGUGUGCCUGCGCGACCGGUGUCCGUGCCGUCAUCCCAGUUCUGGCACGAGACCCGCGGCCUGCGCACGGGACAGCGCUACGAGUUCUGGGUCACCGCGUCCACCGGCGCCGGCGAGGGACCGGCCACGCGCAUCGUCACCCAGAGUCCAGAAGUGCGGGCUCCCGCGCGCAUAGCGUCGUUCAGCCGGGAGGUGAGCGUGGCUUUGAAGCAAGAUCUCGAGCUUCCCUGCAGGACAGCGGGCCAACCGACGCCAGUGAGAGAGUGGCGGACAAGUUCCGGAGCUCUGCGGGAUAGUGAACGCGUGCGCGUGCUCCCAUCGGGCACACUGCACAUCGAGGCAGCCGAAGCAAGGGACGCCGCCAACUACAGCUGUCACGCGCACAACCUGUACGGAAGGGACGCUGUCCACUACGCCGUCCGGGUGCACGUGAACAUAUCUCAAAAAUCUCCCCGGAGGCCUGCCUCCGUGAGCGUGCUGUCGACGACGUCCAAUAGCAUCACGCUGGGCUGGCUCAACAGGAACACCGCCAAGGGAGCGAACGUGCCCAAGGUCAAAGAGUACGAGGUGCACUACAAGAGGCAGCAGGGCUCCUGGGACCUGGUGCGCGUCGCUCCUCCGCAGCCAAGGCCUGGCGGGGACGCUGCAGCACGAGACACCCCCUCGACGUCCAGGCUGGCCACGGCCACCCACGUCAACGGCAGCUGGUUGGCCCACGAGCUGAGCGGCCUGUCCUGCGGCACGCAGUACCACAUCUACGUCGUGGCUGUGGCUGACAGGGGUCGCAGCGAACCCAGCGACACCGUGUUCGCAAGGACGCAGGGAGGAGUACCCACCUCGCCCAAGCGGGAGGCGUUCGUGACGCCCAACGCAAGUUCACUGACCCUUCGUCCGUCCUCCUGGGCGUCCGGUCCGGCCGGCUGCCCCGUGUCGCACCUUGCCGUCGAGUACAGGCCUCGCGACGGCACGGGUCCCUGGACGGUUGCUUCGCGAGCCCUGCAACCUCGCGAGGGCCCCAUGACACUGCACCACCUGCGGCCAGACACCUGGUACAACCUGCGCGUCACGGCGCACACCGAGGCCGGCACAACCUCGGCCGAGUACGCCAUCCGCACGCUGCCGGCUUCGGCCACUCUUGCAGGCACCGUCCUCCCCGAGUUGAUGGUGGUGAACGGUGGCGGUGGCGCGGACGGCGACUUGCCACUGUUGGUUCCCAUCGCCACCUCGCUCAGCUUGGCUCUGGCCGCCGCCACCCUGGUGCUGGGCUACGUCUGCUGCAGGAGGCGUGCGGAGCCUGCCUUCGCCAAGGAUCACGAGGGCCACCCAGCGGGAGGAGGCGGCCGCAGUGCCAGCAAUGACACCCUUGCCGAGUCGGCGCUAGUAAAGCGUUCCAGCAUCGACAACGUCCUCUCGACGCUCACGUCAGCGUCCGGCCGCCAGGGCUCGUCCUGCCUGGCCUCACCGGGACGCCAUUCCGUGGUCGCGCCCGCAGCCACGCCCACGCAAGGUUCAAUUGAUGACAUAUCAGGGUAUGCACCGUUUCCAGAAACUCAAAUAAAGUCCAGAAUAGUGCUCAAGAAAACGCAGGAACAACCUGUGGCAAAUACAAGAACGAAGAGGCCGUUUUCAAUACAUAAUCUCGCUGGCAAUGAUGAUGCACAGAAAGGAGACAAGGGAGCCGAAGCCACCCACACGCCAACAGCACAGUUCAACCACUACGACAACCCAAAAGCGACGAAAGCUGCAGGCUGUACCAAGAAGUGGCAGCACCCGGCCGAGAAAGGCAGUCGGCCCUAUGUGAUACCACAGGAAAAUAAGUCCACCCUGGAAAUGGAGACUGAAGGAGACGAGUCACCACGGUGGUCACGAUCCCGAAGAAGCAACAGUAACUUCGCAAAUUCGGGAUCCACCAUGGUAGAGAAGACAUACUUCUUUAGCGGAGAAGAACUUCGCAGUGAUGUACAAGCAUUUUGCGUGGCCCUCUCCCCAAGAAUGGCAAUGGAGUAUGCAUCAGAAGAAAUCAAGUUUUCUUAGAAGUGCAGGUGUCUUACAAAC
Molecule: messenger RNA, 6960 nt
Organism: Dermacentor andersoni
Lineage: Eukaryota; Metazoa; Arthropoda; Arachnida; Ixodida; Ixodidae
Product: cell adhesion molecule Dscam1-like
Biological process (GO): dendrite self-avoidance; axon guidance; central nervous system development
Cellular component (GO): axon; plasma membrane
Molecular function (GO): cell-cell adhesion mediator activity
Source: RefSeq, a predicted model, not a curated record